Molecule: messenger RNA, 1970 nt
Organism: Melanotaenia boesemani (Boeseman's rainbowfish)
Lineage: Eukaryota; Metazoa; Chordata; Actinopteri; Atheriniformes; Melanotaeniidae
Gene: tmem107l
Product: transmembrane protein 107 like
Exons: 6
Coding region: 422-826 (134 amino acids)
Biological process (GO): protein localization to ciliary transition zone; non-motile cilium assembly
Cellular component (GO): MKS complex
Source: RefSeq, a predicted model, not a curated record
AGAGUGUUGGUUCCUCGUUUAUCCGGUCAGUUAUACGUAAUGUACCGUCAGGGUGAUUGUUGUAGCAACUGUUUGUUGUAUCGAAAUUGAUACUAGCACAGUACGCAGUUCGCUCCAUUUCUAGAUAGGGUAUAUUAACGUAAUUAGAAGUGUCGCAGUGUGUAGCUUAACAGCAGUUCGUGUUAUUUUUGGCCAAAUAAGAGUUAGUUAGCUUUGAAAGUGAUUUAUUAGCUUAUUUAUUAGUCUUUAGCUAAGUGCUAAAUUGGCACUUCACUUUGACUUAACACCGUGCUAACUAAAAGGCACAUAAAAGUUUUAAUAAAUAUCAUAUUUUUCCUCUAGCAAUAGCUACGUAUUAGUUGCAUUAUUAUCAUUAUUUUCACGCUGUGACUGACUCGACAUUAACAGUCCCAGCAACAGAAUGCCGGCUGUCAACAGUCUUGUCCCUGCACGUUUUCUCACCAUCUUAGCUCAUCUUGUCAUCGUUAUCACCAUCUUUUGGUCGAGGGAAAAUAAUGUGAAGGCAAGUUUACCUUUGGAUUUCACAAAAGAGCAGUUUGACGCUGAAGACAGACAGUUGGUGGUGGCAUUGGCGGUCACUCUCGGUCUGUUUGGUAUAGAGCUGGCUGGUUUCUUUUCUGGGGUUUCUAUGUUUAACUGCAGCCAAGGACUCCUGUCAACAGGAGUCCAUGCCAGUGCCUCAGUAGCUCUGCUUUUCUUUCUCUUUGAGCAGUGGGAGUGUGUCAUCUACUGGUGGAUCCUUGCCAUUUGCAGCUUUAGCUGUCCACUGCAGCGCAUCAGUGUCCUUGUCUUUCUUUGUGUUUGAGAAGUGGGAAUGCUGGACUUACUGGGUGAUAUUUGGCACUUGCAGUGUCCUACCUGCUUUUGUGGAGAUUCUUCUGUUUAUCGCAGUUUUUGGACUGAAGAAGAAGCCAUUAUGAAAACAAAAAUUAUAAGAGGAAGAUUCAGAUAAGUGUGGACAUGGAUGCCUGUUAGUGUAUCUACAGAUGCAGUGACCAGAAGAUCUUUUGAGUCAGUGAUGACCUCACGAAAUUGGUUGAAGUUGUUUGUUAAAGCACAGCACAAACAAAUGUAAAUGGUCUCAAGAAGCCAGUUUAAUACUUUUUUAUAUAUAUAUUUUUGAUACAUGUUGAAUAAAAUAGAUGCAGAAAAAUUAUUUUCUGUAUUUUGUUUACUUUUAGUAUCCUGGAGCCUUUAGUUUGCAAAGGAUUGACCCUUUUAAGUUUCUAUUAACUUUGUCUAGAGAAGUAAACACUGAAAUAACACUGAUGUUAUUUUUCUGUUGUAGUUAUUCUGUACACCUUAUGAAAAAUCUUAAAAUAUUUAUUUUGUGAUCAUGCCCUUUGUAUUAAUUUAAUCUUUUUUUUUUACAUACCUAUAUCACAGCAUGUAAACUAAUUUUAUCUACUUUAAUUUGAUUAUUUACCACAGCCGUGAAUCUAGUACUAUUUGUGAUGUCCCAGAAAAUUCCUUAGACUUGGAUAACAAAUAUUUGCAGAAUGUCACAAUUCUAAUCUGUUGGAGAAACAAGGAAGAAGUAAAGGUAUUGCUUUCUUUUGGUGCAGGACUGAAAAAUAUCUCCUUUUUUUCUUGUACAAAACAGACAUAUGUGCUAUGAGUAAAAAUGUUGAUGUUUACAUAAAACAAAAAUACUAUUAAAUUGAUUUUUGAAAAUUUGAAGCUAUCCGUAAAGUUACAUUCUGCUAAUGUUUUGGGUCAUUAUCCUGAUGUGCGAGUAAUGCGAACAAAAGUGAUCCAUAGUUCAAAGUUUUAAGUAAUGAGAUAAUUAUGUUCUCAAGGGUGUUUUUAAGUUAAGGGAUUAGUAGAAAGUUGGAUUUUUGAGUAAAACUGCUGAUUCUGAUUACAACAGCAAACUGGAAUGAAUGAUAAUAAUAAUAAUAAAAAACACAUUUAAUCAAUAUGCUACAGAAAGCAAUCAAAUCUUAAGU